Molecule: messenger RNA, 1947 nt
Organism: Aedes aegypti (yellow fever mosquito)
Lineage: Eukaryota; Metazoa; Arthropoda; Insecta; Diptera; Culicidae
Gene: Nemp
Product: nuclear envelope integral membrane protein 1
Exons: 2
Coding region: 99-1619 (506 amino acids)
Cellular component (GO): nuclear envelope
Source: RefSeq, a predicted model, not a curated record
AAAUUUUAAAAACCGUUUGUUUACGUUUGUGCCUGCAUCAAAUCGGUUGCGGUUCGUUUCGAUCAGAUGCAUCCAGUUUCAUAACAAAUCCCGGGAAAAUGUCGCAAAAUACGGCGAAAUUGAUACUGAAAAUUACUGCGGUUGUAUUGAUUGUAGUGGAACUAUGUUCGGGAGCAUCGGUCAACUACCUGGAGCCGGAUGGCGUCAUCACGUACAAACCGGACCCCUCGCGGAUCUAUCGGCCGGGCUUGCGCACCUACUGCUACCGGGGCCGGGAGAAGCAACUGGUGCACGCGUUCCAAACAGUGUUCCUGAACUUCGAGUGCGAUCACGACGAUUUCAGCCAAUAUGAGGGCGGAACCCCGGAGGAAGUUCGGGCCCAUCACGAGACGGAGCAGAGCUUGUUCUCGUUCAACUUGCUGUCCAACAGCCGGAAGCGGGUAAUCAAAAUGGACCCGUUUAACCAGAGCUGCAUCGGAGUGGUGUCCGGGGAGGAAUACACGGUCCGUUUGAAUCUGAUCCGGAUCGACUUCUGGCGGGUGAUCUGGCUGGCCGUGGGGGUUUUUGUGUUCCUCUCGUCGGCCAAGUUGAGCAACAAUGCCCUGUUCUAUUACAUAUGCGGAGUGUUCCUGGGGGUGUUUGCCAGCUUCCUGGUGGUGGUUUACAUGGCCAGUAAACUGUUCCCCCGGAAGCCGAUGAUGUACGGAGUGAUGUUGGGCGGGUGGACGCUGGGAAUCUACUUUGCCCAGAUGCUGAUGGACAACCUGAGGCUAAUCUUCGUGACUUACCAGGUGUACGUCUUCUGGUACAUUCUGACGACGGGUUUCAUCAGCUUCGUGAUUUGCUACCGGAUGGGACCUCCGAAGAAUCAGCGCAGCAAGGAUCUCAUCAAGUGGAGCUUGCAGUUGGCCGCCCUGGGAGCGGUCUUUUUCUCGUCUGCCUAUCGGGAAGCUACCACCGGACUGUGCAUUGCCAUGCUGCUAUUUUACUACUUCCCGAGAAGCGUUCUGUUGCGGAUCCGAUCCUUCUACCGACGACGAUUCCCUCCGAAGCGAAGAUUCCUGACCAACGAAGAGUACUACGAGCAGGGAGUGCGGGAAACUACCAAAGCCCUGGAAGAGCUGAGGGCCUACUGUAGCAGCCCGGAUUGCAAACAGUGGAGUACGGUGCUGAAGCUGCGAGAUCCGUCCCGGUUCGCUUCCUUCAUGGAAGGUUCUUCUCAUCUGAUGGAUGACGAAAUCCUCGAGUACGAAACGUCCAACGCCCAUAUGGACAUCAGCGAUGACGAAGAAGAGGACGAAAGUGGCCAAAACGGACAAGGCGAUUCCCCGCUCAUCCUGGAGGACAAUUCCGACGACGACGAAGAGGAGGAACAUUCCCGAGCACGCGUAACUCCAUCGCGAGGCCCAACCAACUACAGGAAGUUUGCCCAGAACAGGUCCUCGCUUCGAAAUGGGAGAAAUCUGACCAUGAGCACCAGCACACCGACCAAUGUGUCUUCGAGGGCGCCGGUUACGAAACGCGCCAGUCGCAGUCGAAGCAGACAGCCGGUUCCGUCCGCUCCUCCGCCGCCGCCAACUCUGCAGGACGAUUUCGAGUUUAGCGAAGAGGACGAGUGAUCAAUCCCAGAGUCCAAGAAGUGGAAACGGUUAUUUAUUGAUUACGAUACUUACAUCUCAUUGCCCCUAACUUCUCUUUUCUUUUUGUAAAUAAGUAUUCCUGCCGUCUGGUCCCUUCGCUAAUUCACAAUUCAACUAUCAGUCGUUUGCUGAACCAAUAUUGAAUUGAAAAUUGUAAAUCUAGCUUGAAUUAAGUUUGCUUUACUCUCGAAUAUGAUGCGUGUUCUCUAUUAACGAUUUACCUUUAGGAUAGUUUAAGGCUUUAAACCGCUUCAGCUAAUGAUACUCUUUCAGGAAAUAGAGCGAACGAACAUUUUGUAAAACUGAA